This is a messenger RNA of Wasmannia auropunctata (little fire ant), 1212 nucleotides long. RefSeq lists its product as uncharacterized. Gene Ontology annotation, biological process: positive regulation of Notch signaling pathway. Lineage: Eukaryota; Metazoa; Arthropoda; Insecta; Hymenoptera; Formicidae. Gene Ontology annotation, cellular component: nucleus. The transcript is spliced from 5 exons. The coding region runs from base 130 to 1185 and encodes 351 amino acids. The record is from RefSeq and is a predicted model, not a curated record.
UGAAGCGUCGUCAAGCGUCGUUUCGCGACGCCACGUGGUUAGGAUUCAUUAGAUCCGUGUAUCGCGCGUGUAUAUGUAUAUUAUUUACAGAUAUAUAUUACAUAAUUUAUAACACAGAAUAUUGCGAAAAUGAACGCGAUUUGGAAUCUGUCCAUUUUGGAGCGGCCGCCGCACCUAACGUGGCAGAUCAGGCCGCUGGACGCGAGGGCGAAGGGUACGGUCAGAGGCGUGGACGUAAGUCAGUUUAAGAAAGUGCUGGGCACGGCGCUCCAAGAUCUGGGAUCGAUGAACGACUUGCACUUGAACGCUGCGGUCCUAAGCCGCAUGAUCUAUCGGAUGAAGUGCAAAUUUCGAGGUGACAAGGGCUUAUGGUACAUGAUGAAGUUGAACAGGGCGUUGCUCAACUACUUGAACAUGGACCUGAAGAAGGAAUUCUCGAUUUUGCGGUCUCACCUGCGAAUGGAGGAUGGGAGGUACGUUUUGCCGAGCAGGCAGAGUCUGGAGUACGUGCUCGCGAGAACGCAAGGCUUCGGAAAGCUCAUGACCAGGAUAGAGGAGAUGUCGAAGUACGCCUCGCACUUCCUGCAAGCCAGAAUAAAAAUUGGUCACCUGUGGACCGUCGCCAUAAUGGCCCUAGGCGCUACGAGCAGAAUUUGGUUUUACGCGAGGAAUACGAUCAAGAAAUGUUGUACGUGGUACAACGAUCUGUAUAAAUGUGCACAACAGUUUGAAUAUGUCGGUACAAGAUCCUGGCUUCCAAGUAAUCAAAAUUUACCAAGCAACUUAAAAUCGUGGCUCGAUUUAGACUGGCUGGAUACGGAUAUGCUAUACGAUCACAAUUCACAAACCUGGCAGAGGCUAUUUGUAGAAUGCCAGACCGAAGUGUAUGAUGACACUAAAGUAACUUUUGUCAUACCUGACGCAGAGAUUGAUAGCUUAAUGCUGAACGAAGAGAUCAUUGAUUUAAAUCUGACAGAAGAUGAGAUUGCCUCAAAUAAUAAUGUAUCAAAAGAUCAAUCUGUAUCAAGUAUAGAUAUAGAUAUUGGAGAAAUAGUAGACCGAGAAGAGUUUCAGAGGAGCCACCCGACAAAAGGUAAGUCCAUAACAGCAAAACGAAAACAUGUUUACACUGACGAAAGAGGAAACUUAAAAAGAAAUCAAAGAAAAAGAAGAAAAAAUAAAUAGGGAGAAAAAUAUUACAGGGCAAUAUUA